This is a messenger RNA of Lates calcarifer (barramundi perch), 2480 nucleotides long. RefSeq names its product leucine rich melanocyte differentiation associated (gene lrmda). Gene Ontology annotation, biological process: melanocyte differentiation. Gene Ontology annotation, molecular function: protein binding. The record is from RefSeq and is a predicted model, not a curated record. Lineage: Eukaryota; Metazoa; Chordata; Actinopteri; Centropomidae.
ACAAACACUGUGACCGCGUGCUUCCGCACAACAGCAGGUCAGCUGAUUGAAGCGGCACGCGGAAACUGUAAAGUCAAUUGCAAAGCGCCAGCAGAUCUCCAAAGUAGCCUGGGAUAAGAAUACAUCCACUAAUAUAACCAUUUAAUGUUGACAGCAGCGGAUUUUCUGACGUGAGCAGGACUUUGGUUUUCAACGCAGAUAGCUUAUCUUCAAAAACACAGGCUGUCAUCAUCAGGAGAAAGUUAUGGCACACAACGAGUCGUUGGUCGCAUUGAAUGGGACUCAGAUUUCCUACAUUGGACAUGACUGUAAGGACAUUCCAGACUUCCUUGGGGACACAUACGGCCACUUUGCAAGAAGGCUGGAUCUGAGCUUCAAUCAGCUCAGGUCACUGGCAGGCCUCAAAAUGUUCACUGAGCUGGAAGAGCUGGUCGUCGACAACAAUCUGCUUGGAAAUGACCUGCGGUUGCCCAGGUUACCCAACCUCCACACCCUGACACUCAAUAAGAACCAACUGACUGAUAUCGAGGCCCUGCUGGAACACUUGGCUGACGUGACCCCGUCACUGGAGUACCUAAGCCUGCUGGGAAAUGAGGCCUGCCCCAACCAGCUGGUCAGCCCGGAUAAGGAUGAGGACGACUACCAGCGAUACAGGUAUUUUGUUCUGCACAAGUUGCCCCAGCUGAAGUUCCUGGAUACCAGGAAGGUAACCAGAAAAGAAGUGAUGGAGGCACAGGCAAGAGGAGCAUUCAUGAAAGUGGUCAAACCCAAAUCAGAAGCUCCACCUAAUGAGGCUGGACCUGAGAGUCACCCACAGCCCUACACUCCUCUACCUCGAGGGUCCAGAGAUGCCAGGAAUCACAGAGGGGUAUUCGCCAAGUGUCGCUACGUCUACUACGGCAAGCACUCAGAAGGCAACAGAUUCAUCCGAAACGACCAACUCUGAUGGACAGCUGGCACAAAGAGGGACAUGAGUGACAGUGGAUGUUAACAGUAUGAAAGAUGAUCAAAUCAAGCUUGUAUUUAUGAAAAGCACUGGUGACAUUUAAGUCAUGUGAUCUCCCACUGGAAAAAGGUUUAAACUUUAUCAAAAGCCAUUGUUGUGGUUAUGUAAGGUGAAUGUUUUUCUUCUUCUUCUUUUUUUUUUUUUAAAGAUCAUAUUCCAGCCCCAUAGUUAUGGCCUCCUCUGCUGAGCUCGGUCUGUUUCUGCCUCCCUGCUUCCAGCUCAGAGUCAGAGUCAGAGAUGACACUCCCACUGACAUGAUUGCCUCUAAGCAUCAGCAACCGCACAACUACAGACACACACACAUACACACACACACACAAAAGGACAGUCUCUCUCUCUCUCUCUCUCUCUCUCUCUCUCUCUCUCUCUCUUGUUCUCUUACACACAGCCAGUGACAAACAGACCCAGCCAAUUGCAUCCUUUUCUUUGACAGCUAUGAUGGAUCACCCGUCCGCUACCACCACUAAUCAAGGGUGAAAGGGGUGACGGUCACCCACCUGGGGCCUGACAUGGACUCAUCUCUCUCUCUGUCUUUCUCUCUUUUCUCUCUCUCUCUCUCUCUCACACACACACACACACACACACACUCACACUCACACACAUAACUGCUGUUUAAAACAUUAAGACACUGCAGGGAGUUUGAUAGAACAAGGUUUAUACAGCUUGGUUAAACAUUUCUUAGAUUUUCAGUCCAAACUUGAGGCACGAUCAGUCUUGUUUAGUUUGCGGCAGAGUGCAGAGAACUCUUCCUCCUUUUAUUUGAAUGAAUUGCAUUGUAUCGGUUUUAUCUUAAAAGAGAAAGAGAAACUGUUUUGAAAAGUCAAACAUAUAUGUGAUAUUUGUCCGGUGAUCUGGUCAGUUUCUGUUGAGAAUAAGUACAUGUUAGCACAUGUGUUAUUUUUUGGGAGAGGUGAAUCAAAUGCAGCUUUUGAAGUUAAAAACAUUCCAAUCUCAGCUUUAAUGAAGAGCAGAGUUGUAACUGAGGCGUGAAUUCCAGGCAUUUCAUUGUGUAUUAUGGUGCCAUUUACUUUAUUGUGCCUGUCCCUGACUGUCUGUCUUCAAGCAGUUAACCUGUUCAUACUGAAAUAUUCCCUUCAUUAUUUGCAUCACAUUGUUAUGAAUUGUAAACAAACUAUGAUGCAUAAUCUUCAGAAAAUUGCAUAUGCCCAUACAGUUGCCCCAAAUAUUUCCAAAUACAUUUUUUAAUGUUUACAUUUUAUAAUGCUUUUAUCAUCUUCAUGGUUUUAUGGUGAACUCGUAAUGUGUUUAUGGUGAUUUGUAACUUUUCACAGCAACCAGAGGUAAAGGUCUGCCAUUUUGUUAACAUCUUCUUUUAUAGUUCUCCAGGCAACUUUCCAAUCUGAAAUUCUGAGAUGAAUGAAUGAUGUAAAGAGGCUGAUUUGAUGUAAAAGUGUAAUAUACUGGAUGUCUUCAAGUGAUUAAAAGGCUUAACAUGUGUCCCCUGUCAAACUGA